UGUCAUGUCACUCGCUCGUUACUCAUUCUUGUUCGUUCACUGCUGAUUGAUUAUUUACUAUUGUAUUAUUUUGAUUUUGUUGUCAUAAUUUUGCGAUUACAGAAAUGAAAGCUAUGAUAUUUUGAUAACACGUUCAACUUAAGAGUGAACAAUAAUUCAUUUGCAAUGAAACAUCGAAGGCGGUGACGAUUGUGAAGGUUGUUAACAAGUAAAACUUAUUGUUUAAUGGGUUGUGCCGUGUCGUGCGUCAACCGAGCGACAAUGUCGUUGUUUGGAAGACAGAAUAAUGAUAAUGAUGCUCGAGCAAAACUGGAAAGGAAGUUAUACAUCGCCAGGGAAUCACCAGAACCGGAUUUUGAUCUAUCAGAAUGCCAGCUCCGCCAAGUACCCUCCGGUACUUAUUCGAUAUGCAAAGUGUACCGAAAAGAACGUUUGUAUUUGCAUAUUAAUUGUCUACACUCAUUAGAAGAAGGAGGUCAAUUGUCAGAUUUGUACCUUGUUAAGGUAAUUAAUCUUAGCAGUAAUAGAUUUGUACAACUACCCAGUGAUAUUAGAUAUCUGGUAAACCUGACUGAGCUGUACAUUCAAGAUAACCACAUAAAAGCACUUCCUGAGAAUAUACAGUAUAUGCAAUCAUUACAAAUAUUAGAUGUCUCCAAGAAUCAGCUUCAAAGCCUAACACCAGCCAUAGGUAAACUAAAAAACUUGAGGAAACUAAACCUCAGCGAAAACAAAGAUUUGUAUGAACUCUGUCCAGAAUUAUGUUUAGCUUCUAAUCUGACAUCACUAGAUAUAGAUGGUGAACAGUUUUUAUUCCCUCCGUCUGAUAUUGCCAUACAAGAUACUGCAGCUAUUAUGAAAUUUUUAUGUGAUAAAAUGAAUAUAGAUUAUAACCCUCCAAUAUCCAUAGACCAGGACAUGCCGACUGUUCAAACUCCUUCCAUGGUGCUAGAUCCAUUUGCCAGACGUAAUACACUGACAUGGGAGGAGCAAGAGGCUGCCAUCAUUGAACAAGAGAAUAGACUACACAAGGCAGCCAAGGAACAAAGAGAAAAGUUUUUAAAUACAAUAAUACAGGAACAGAUGGAGUUAGAUAAUGAGAUAGCUAAAGUGCAUAUGGUAAAAGAAAUAGACAGACAAAAACUAAUAAAAGCAAUACAAGAAGAUGAAAAAGAAAUUGAAUGUUUAGUUAAGAACUUUAUACAAUCUGACUAUUUAAAACCAGAAAUAAUACAACAACAACUUGCUUACGAGCAGGCUGAGCAUGACAGGUUACUUGAGAUUACUAGGCAAAACUAUGAUAAUAUCAAAAAGGCUGAUGUAUUAAGGGCAAUGGAAAUGCUCAUCGAAGAAGACUAUGCAGUCAGACAUUCCAAGAAAUAUUAUGAAGAUUCUCUGAAUAAUGUGAAACAAAGCAUGCUUAUGCAGGAUUUAGAAGUAAGUGGAAAACUGACUGAGCUAUUAAACGCCAAAGACCAAUCCCGCACAGCUUUAGUGGAACAGCUAUUAGAAGAUCAGGACAUUCAAAUGGCGAUUGUAGCUUCAUUGUUAGAAAAGGUUGAUGCAAAAACAUGGAGUUUGAAUCAGGAAAUAUCAUUGAUUUCUUCACAUUUGGCACGGUUAAGUGUUAUAGAACAAGAAAAGAAAAGAUUGCAAAUAGCAUAUAAUUAUAAUGAGUUGCUUCACCAGAGAAUACAAUUGGUUAACUUAUUAGAUGACCUUUUUGGUCAACAGAAUAAACGGCGAAAACAACUUGUUGAAACUUUAAAGGAAAUGGAUAGUGAAACUAAUAAAUCCAACGAUUUUUGGUUAAAGAAUUAUCAGAAAUUAAUGGAUUCUGCCCCAAGAACUUUAUUGGAUAUUGGAAAAAGUUUGGACCCUAUCCUAGCUAAUUACCUCUUACAGGAAGGUGUAAUACAUUGUUUGCCAUUCUUGGUCAAGUUUUUGUUUUCUGGAGACUCUUUAUUGAACAUCACUAAAGAAGAACUAAAGUCUAGUGGUGUCUCAUUGUCAACUGACAGAGAUGCUAUUAUGAGAGCAAUACAAUUAUAUGUAGGAGCUAAGAGCCAGAAUCACAACUUUGAGGCAUCACCUGUUGGUGCACCAAGUGCUCCCACUGAAGAACUGAGUGAGGAGCAGCAAUGUACCGGGGUGGUUACAACAAGCCAAGCUGAUGACACAGUACUAGAAGCAGAGUGUGUCAUUUGUAUGGAUGCUAAGAGUGAAGUAGUUUUUGUACCAUGUGGUCACAUGUGUUGUUGCCAGCCAUGUGCUAGCAAGGAGAUGGAGAGCUGUCCUAUGUGCAGAUCUACCAUAGAAAGGACCAUCAAAGUUAUGGUUGCGUGAUGACUCUUGAUUAUGAGGAGGCCCAAUGAAAAGAAUAAAAGGUGAUAAAGUGUUUAUGCAAGAUUUAUUUCCUUGUUUUUUCAGAGAUGUCCUUCAAUAUUGUAAGUUGUAAAAUUUAUCUAUAUUAUUUAUAUUUAUGACUUGUAUCAGUUAAUAUAAUGAGCCAUAAGCUCUUGCACAAUUAUGCUUGAAGUUUGCUCAGCAAUUAUUUUCAUUGUCCUAUUUUAUACCCAAUGUAAAAGGAAGGGUAAUAAGAACUUCAAAGAAACCAUAUUAUUUUGUUGUGAUGUUGUAUUUUCUAAUAUUUAUGUUAAGAAGAUGUAAACCACAUGAAAAGAAAGUAGGUACCUAGUCAUCGAAUCAAUUUAUGAGAGAUAACUAACUUGUAGCCCUAGUACUAGUUUGCAUUACGUUGAACGAAAAUGAAACGAGAGCGUAUGCGGCGCUCUGAUUGGCUGGCGCGAAGAAACAACCAAUCAGAGCGCCGAACACGCUCUUGUUCCAAUCUCGUUAAACGUAAAAUAAACUCGGUAUCUCUGUUCGCCUCUGUUUUGCAUAUUUGUUGAUAAAAUUAUCAGAUUGUAAGGCUUAUGUUGAUAAGCCACUUUCAACUGUUUUGAUAUUCUUUUAUAGAGUUUCUUUUAUAUUGAAAUGAUAAUAGAAUUAUUUGUUCAGUAAAAUACCUACAGUAAAAUGGUUCCUCUCGUAAUUUUAAACAAUAUUUUAACAAUUUUCAGUUUUAUUGUUUUCUUUCUUUUCAAGUAUGAACUUGGUAAAAAGAAACUACUGUUCUUGUAAAUAUGGUUAAAUAUUUUUCUGUUGUAAUUGUGUAAGAUCGCUUAGAAAACUUUUUAAGUAUCUUUUCAUGAUUAAAUCACAAUUCAUCAAUUAGACUAUUUUCUCUUCAUGUGGAAUUGUAAACUGUGAAUGGAAGUCGAUCUUGAAUUACUCCUUUGGGAGGAAUUCUACAUUGAAUGUGAUUUUAACUGGUGAUUAUUAUUUAAAUAUUUUUAUUAUAUUAUUUAAGAUAAAAAAAUUCGUUGUAAAACGCUGUUAUCGCCAUCUUGUGCUUUUUAAGGCAGGUACAGUUGAAAAAGCGCAGAAUGGACCAGUUUUGCAAGAAUUUUCUAUUAACUUUUUGUUAUUCACUUUUUAUCAAUAUUAUUCGACAGGUAUGUUUUGUUGUUAUAAUAAAAUAACGUUAAGCUUUUAGUGUUAUUCAUACGAAAAUAUUGUAUUGUUAUUCACAUAAAGAAGACUGGAUACACAAAUGCCUUUGUGUGCAUGGAAUUAACUUGUUAACGUAAUGUAAAUACUAGUCACUUUAAUUUUAUCAUCAAUUUGAUUCACAUUGGGUGUUGUGUGACAUAUAAAAAUGACUUGUCAAAAUGUCUUUUAAAAUAGAUGUUAAACAGCUGUGGCUGUGACUUCUAAUGAAAGUCAAUCUAAAAGAUUGUGCCUUCUAGUUGAUGCCAGUGUGUUGGCAUGGUUCUCAUCACUCUAUUGUAAGUCUGUUGCUCAAUUAGUGGCGCGAGAACCUCUCAUUAUAACAAGCCUUAUAAACUGUUAGUGUUGGCGCUUCUACUGUCAGUACUGGCUUUCUUCAAUAGAUUUUCGACCUCAUUACAAAACAAUAAAGUUAAAUGUCUGUUGAACGGUUAAUGUGUUGUCUGACUAUUGGAAGCAUCUCAUGUGAUGCUAAUUGAGCGAACAGACUAUACUAUAAUGUUCAUGCAAUGAACAAGUUAAAAAUAUUGAUGCUUUUAAAAAAAAACUUGCAAGGGCUGUGCCAAUUGGAUUUUGAGAAAAUAUCUAGUACUAGUAUAAUAUAUUUUCGAUUGUAUCUUUGUCCAUAAAACGCUCAUUUAUUCUUAAAUUAAGUCAUUACGUUAUACUAUCGUGACUUGAUUAUGUAAUCGAUUAUUAUAUCAGAAACGCUUUUUAUAUUAUUUAGUUUUAUUAGAAGUUAAUUUUUAAAGUUGUUCAUUAGCCAAAGCAUAAAUUAUAGAAUACAGUAAAACGAUUAUUCUUAAGUAAUACGAACACAGUAGGAAACUUACGGUACUGUAUCGUAGUUCGGUUGAAACGCCGUUACUGGCAAUAAUAACACGCGAAUAAAUAGAAGUAGAUACUCUGUAUAAGGUCAAUACUAAUAUAGAACGAGUUAGAUGUAAACUUCCAAUAAGCGGUAAAGACUAAUUAUUAUAUUAAACAAACUAACAUACUAGUUGUUUAUAAAGCUACGAAAACGUACGAAUUACUGCCUUUAGUUCUGAUUGAAAUAAAAUAUCUAUUUAUAUAAAAAAAUUGUCAUGCAGUGGAGAUAGAUAUUUAGAAAUUUAAAUAGAUAUUUUAUAUUAAGAACCUAAAUUAUUAAAUUAAGGUAUCACUCACAAGGAAUAGCAGGAAAUAAGAUAACUUGUGGUUAAAGUAUAUUGGAACAAUUUAAGACUACAUGAUAGCAAUAACAUUUAUAAAGUAAGAUUUGUUACAAUUACAAUAGUGCACCGAUAUUGGCAGUUAAGUCUAUCGAUAAGUUAAAUAAGCAUUGUUUUUUGACCUGCCCGAGCUUUUGUAUGGUCAACUGCACUCUAGUACAAAAUUGAUCAUUAUUGCUUUGUUUUAAAGAUGCUUUUUGAUCUAAUACUUACAUGACGUGCAGUUGGCUGUGUGUUACAUGUAUUUCGUGUUAUUAUAGUUGCAUCUUAUGGGUUAUACUGGUUUACAGCCUUACAGGUUAAGUCUACCUAUAUCUUUUAAAGAGUUGUUUCCAUAAAAGGUGUAAGUCGACUUACAACCCUGUACGUAACAAAGUAAUCAUAAAUUAUGCAUUAUUGUUAAUACUGCAAUUGAGUGCCCCAUCAGAUUUUCGAUAUGGCAAUUUUGAACGGAGAUGACAACACUGUAGGAGUUGAAGUUUUCCUAGCGCUAUGAAAACUUCUAGCGGUCGUCUUCGUUUCCUAUGAACUCGAUAGAUGGCGCUAACAUAAACUUUGAACAAAUACACGUCGACAUCUAUGCAAGCAGUACCUUUGAAGAGCUAGCUGACCAAAUAUUUAUUUUAUUUACACUUUGGUCAUAUCUAUUGUUUGCCAUAUUUUUUAUUCAUUUUAGUCGUAUAUGAGGAAAACACAUAGGGGCAAUGUCGUAUCAUACGUACGGUACGGUAACUGUUGCAAUAACGUCAUGUCGAUAUGACAAUGUUGAUCAUUUAUGUAACUUAUGUCCAAUAGUGUAAAAAAACUAUUAUGUAUUUAUUAUUGCAUAGUUUAAUUUUGAUGCCAUUAUAAAAUACAAUUUUAUUCACGUGAUCAGACUGAAGCUGAUGAUUAUUUUUAAGCACGAUACAAAUUAUUUUUUAGCUUGUAACUUUAAAUUAGUGGAGUAGUGUUAAAGUUGUAUCUAUAUAAAUAUUGUAUUUACCCACCUUUUCCAUUUUAUCUGUUUGUAUAAUUACUUGCUUUUAUGUGUUGUGUGAUAUUGCAACACACGAGUUAUUAUCAUUUUAUUUGUUGUUGUGGAGGUGUUGGCACGUGAUUGAUAUUUGACACCUGAUAUUCACGCGGAUACGUUUAUAUGCGAUCUGUGAAAUUAUUUUCCUACUUUUUGAAGUUAAUGAACACUUAUUUAUGAAAAUAUAUAAGUUAUAGCACAAAA
Messenger RNA from Spodoptera frugiperda (fall armyworm), 6003 nucleotides. RefSeq names its product E3 ubiquitin-protein ligase LRSAM1. Gene Ontology annotation, molecular function: protein binding. The coding region runs from base 226 to 2346 and encodes 706 amino acids. The record is from RefSeq and is a predicted model, not a curated record. NCBI's taxonomy places the organism in Eukaryota, Metazoa, Arthropoda, Insecta, Lepidoptera, Noctuidae. The transcript has 2 exons.